AUGUCACUUCCGACCACACGACGAAUAGUCACAGGCCACGACCAGCACGGGCACGCCAUCUUCGACAGCGACGAAACCCUCACGCCCGCGAACCCACUCGACAGCACGGGCGGCCCUCCCAGCGGCAUCAUCCCGGGCUUCACGAACCUGUUCCGGACGGACGGCGUGCCGGCGAAAGCGCAGGGGCCAUGGGACGACGUGCACGGCAAGAAGAUCGGCCUCGUCAGCCCGGCCGGCGUCUACGCCCGCAUCGUCGACUUCCCGCCGACCGGCGACGCCGAGGACAGUGUCAACAUCAUGCAUCGCACGCAGAGCGUCGAUUUCGCCGUCGUGCUCAAGGGGAGCAUUAAGCUGAUUCUCGACGAGGGCGUAGAGAAGACCGUCCGGGAGGGAGAUACCGUCGUGCAGCGUGCGACAAAUCACGCCUGGAAAAACGUCAGCAAUGAGAAUGUUCGUAUCUUGUUUGUGCUGGUGCCGUCGGAACCCGUGGUCAACGAAUCCACCGGCGAGGUUCUCGAACCGACGCCGACGCAUCUCCUAGAGGAGAAGCAGGACUAA
Exophiala bonariae is the source of this 558-nucleotide messenger RNA. RefSeq lists its product as uncharacterized. The record is from RefSeq and is a predicted model, not a curated record. Lineage: Eukaryota; Fungi; Ascomycota; Eurotiomycetes; Chaetothyriales; Herpotrichiellaceae. Bases 1 to 558 code for a protein of 185 amino acids. The transcript is spliced from 3 exons.